UGUCGAUUUUCCCUCCCCCUCCGAGGGCUGUUCCGCUUCCAUCACUCGCCUCCCCCCGAUUAUAGCUGUUUCUCCCAUCUACGAGCAGGCGACUAACAUGGAUGUUGUAAAUCAGUUGGUUGCCGGUGGACAGUUCAGGGUGCUGAAAGUCCCACUGGGCUUUAUCAAAGUCUUACAAUGGGUGUUUGCCAUCUUUGCAUUCUCCACCUGUGGGAGUUACUCCGGCUCCUUCAGGAUGAGCGUGGAGUGCAGAAACAGAUCAGACAGUGACCUGAAAAUAACUGUGGAUUUUGAGUAUCCCUUCAGGCUUCAUCAAGUAUAUUUUGAUGCCCCUGUCUGCAAGAAUGCCCAAAAGGAGCGUUUCUUCCUGAUUGGGGAUUACUCAUCCUCAGCAGAGUUCUUCGUCACCAUAGCUGUUUUUGCAUUCCUGUAUUCCAUGGCAGCUCUCAGCAUCUAUGUCUUUGCCUUUGAGAAAUACCGUGAGAACAAUAAAGGACCACUUAUUGAUUUUGGUGUGACGUGUGUAUUCACCUUCAUGUGGCUGGUGAGCUCGGCAGCAUGGGCUAAGGGCUUGUCUGAUGUCAAGACAGCUACAGACCCAGAGAAGGUUCUAGAACUGGUCCCCGCUUGUGAACAGGAAGGCAACCACUGCCGUGAAGUUUACGACCCUGUCAUGUCUGGUCUUAAUACUUCUGUGGUCUUUGGCUUCCUCAACCUGAUCUUGUGGACGGGUAACCUGUGGUUCGUAUUUAAGGAGACCGGGAUCAUCGCACCAUUUAUGCGCCAACAGCCCCCCCAGGAGAAGCAGCCUGCCCCUGAUUCCCAUGGGCAGGGAGGUUAUGGGCAGCAGGACCCAUACGCCGGCUCCCAGGGAGGCUACCAGCCCGAUUACAGCCAGCAAGGCUACAAUCAAGGUGGAGACUACGGUCAGGGUGGAUAUGAACAGCAGGGGGCACCCACCUCCUUUUCCAACCAGAUGUGAGCGAAGAAAUAUCUGAGGAAGCAGGAAAUGGCUG
Molecule: messenger RNA, 1016 nt
Organism: Carassius carassius (crucian carp)
Lineage: Eukaryota; Metazoa; Chordata; Actinopteri; Cypriniformes; Cyprinidae
Gene: sypa
Product: synaptophysin a
Exons: 6
Coding region: 98-982 (294 amino acids)
Cellular component (GO): presynaptic active zone; synaptic vesicle; synaptic vesicle membrane
Source: RefSeq, a predicted model, not a curated record